AUACCAAGCCACGCGUGCUCAAAUCGCCAGAGCUUUCGUGCCGUACGGCCUCGAUAAGACGACUCCGUUGUGUCGUUUCGAACGGCAAGUGGAACAUCAUCGCUUGGCGAAGAAGCACGAGUCUCUGUUGCUGCAUAUCUGAAGGCAAAUAAUCGUGCCCACACUUGGUUCGGGCGCUACCGAAAGAGGCGAAGAGAUGAGAGUCGCGCCGAUGAAACGGGAGAUGCCCAGUAUCUGCUUACGCUUACGUGUUGGACAGAGGGAGCUUCCCAUCAGAAGGAGGGUCGGGAGAGGGAUACAACUGCACGAUGCGGAGAGCAUGGAAUGAGGCAGCAAGGCAGCUUGUCAGUCAAACUGCGAUCGCCUCUACUCUGUACAGUGCAGAAACACACGGGCCGGCUGACGCAGGAACCUUCAAGAAUGCGGACGAAAAGUUGGACUCCGGAACCUUGGGACGAGCCCUUGAAGAGCGUAGCCAAGAGCGAUGAGUCGGCGGAGAAAAAGGAGGAGGCAGCGGAUGCCGGAAGUUCUGCGCAUGCCGCGCCCUCUGCCGGCCCCGACGGUGGCCUAAGCUGGUUCAUCGCUGCGCUCUGCUUCCUGGUGAACCUGCUGUUCUCCUCCUUCUUCCGCUGCGGCGGUCUCUUCUUCACCUCAAUCAUGACCACGUAUGAGGCAACACGCGGCUAUGCUUCUCUUCCGUUGAGCAUGUACAGCGGAUUCACCAACCUAUCCGGUCUCAUUGCGGGGCCACUAAUCCACUGGUUUGGCGUGCGGGCGGCGGCCGUGCUGGGCGGCUUCGUGAUGGCCACGGGCUGCAUGAUUUCCUACUUUGCUACCGGCAUACCUUUCCUCGUCGGUUCCCUGGGAGUUCUUGCUGGUUCCGGUCAUGGAAUACUCUACGGCUGCGUCAUCGUCGCCAUCAACGAGUACUUCGACAAACGGCGUGGUGUAGCUUUGGGCAUCAACUUGACUGGUGCAACGGCAGCGUCCUUCGUCUUUCCAAGUAUUUUCGACCUGCUCCUGUCAGAAUAUGGCUUGCAUGGAACUCUGGCUAUUACAGGAGCCCUGUUACUCAACAUUCCCGUGCUAGGCUUCCUUUUUCGGAAACCACCGUGGCAGGAAUCGGUGAUUGAUACAAGCGAGGCAGUUAAAAAGGGUGCGCAGAAAUUUAGCGCUGAACAGAUCACAACAUGUUCUCUCAAGAAUCUCCACGCCGAAGAUGGAAAGCCGUCCACUGUAGUUGCCCGUCACACUACGGUGUUGAACCGCAGAGGGAUACUUGUGGCGGUACCGGACGAGGAGGCAAUAACUCAGAAGAGACUUACCUUAUGUAGUCAGCCGGAAGGUUUGACUAACAGAAACCCCACGGUCGAAAAUGCCCUUCAUGACACAACUACUGAAGAUGAAAUGAACAUGGCGUGGUCGAGGAGAGGGACGCUUUUGAGCGUUGCUGGCUCCUUGCUUGAAGAGGAGAAAACCUUGUCUUCGAGGCGAGGAACACUUAUAAGCCUAACACGAAAGGGUUCUACCAUCGGCGAUCUCGACCUUAGAAAAAUCGCCCUUCUUCAAGAGGCGGUAGAACACUUGACUACUAUAAACACAGCUCCAACUGCGUGCGAGGAAAACGCAGCAUUCCUCGAAAGCGCGCCGAUCACAGAAGAGAGGUCUAGGGUUGGAAGCGAGCCGAGUUUUGUGGGAGAAUAUGGUGGUGCCGGUCGCGCCGUCGCUUCAAGGCGUAGCACGGUCACAAGCCUGGCAUCUCGAUGCCAGAUAGAACUGCCCUGCAAGACGGACGAGCCUAUCCGCAUACUCAUCCAUGCAGAGCAAGACCGCUCAUCGGAUUCGGCUCUCAUUAGCGCCAAAGAAGUCUUGCGACUACCACGUUUCUACUGCCACAUGUUGAGCUAUUUCUCUUACGUCUUCUUCCUGGACACAUUCCUUGCGGUCGCAGUUGACUAUGCUGUCGACGUCGGUAUUGACAGUGUGAGUGCCGUGUUCGUGCUCACCUUCUUUUCGGUGACAGACACCAUUGGCCGGCUAUUCGUUCCCUUGCUCACGGACUAUAAGCUCGUGUCACCGCUUAGCCUGAUGUGCCUGUCGUACCUGGCGAUGGCUGUCAUAGCGCACUCGAUGCCCUACGCGCAGAACCUAGUCCCAUUCUGGACGUGCAUGAUUACCCUGGGAUUACCCGUCGGCUACAUACUGGUGGCUGUCUCCGAAGCCAUUGCCGUAGAAGUUGGCCUUCGCAACUUACCCAUCGCAUACGGCUUUGUGGCUGGAUUGACUGGUGUCGGAGCCUUCUUUAGGCCAGUGGUCAUAGGUUUCUUCCGCGAUAGGUACGGAUCAUACGACGGCCUUUUCCGAACGAUGGGAUCGAUGGUGCUAUGCUCUUUCCUGCUCACUGCUCCACUCUGGGUCCUGGAUCGACGGAGGACAUCGUUACCAGCCACCAGCAAAGCCAUGGACUCGGACGACAUCGUCACUGAUGUUGCCUCCGCUCCGUCUGCAGACCACCAUUCGUAACGAGUGAACCAUGAUUGCACAUGAAUAACGACGAUGAGUGCACGGAGCAUAGUGCCUUGUAAAAUACAAGCGCAUUCGAGCACGGCACUCAGGUUCUCCGAAAUGGGAGUAGGCGAGCAGCAGUGCGAGGACACGUCCCCACCGGCACCAUCGAAAUGAGGCGGGAAACAGCUCCGCCCUCCCUCACCAUGUGUUGAGGACAGAAUCUAUUCUUCUAAUAUAGCAAAUUAUAAUAAGAGCGCUUUUCAUAAUAACGAAAACGUAUAUGUGUAGCCCAAAUAAACGAGUCAGCUCAUACACCCCCCCCCCCCCCCCCUCCACUUACCUUACUUACCUUUCGUCAGGAGCACAGGCUGCUGAGUUUUUUAGCACAGGAUGCCAAUCACUGGUCAAGUGAGUUUUUUUUUCACUCGCUCCAUCUGGCCGAAGGAAGUCAGGCUGAUAAUCGCUGACCACUUAACAGGCGGAACAUUCCAGCUAGUGCAACACUCUAAGAACA
Dermacentor andersoni is the source of this 3022-nucleotide messenger RNA. RefSeq lists its product as uncharacterized. NCBI's taxonomy places the organism in Eukaryota, Metazoa, Arthropoda, Arachnida, Ixodida, Ixodidae. Gene Ontology annotation, molecular function: monocarboxylic acid transmembrane transporter activity. The record is from RefSeq and is a predicted model, not a curated record. Gene Ontology annotation, biological process: transmembrane transport.